Podospora anserina S mat+ is the source of this 657-nucleotide messenger RNA. RefSeq lists its product as uncharacterized. Bases 1 to 657 code for a protein of 218 amino acids. Lineage: Eukaryota; Fungi; Ascomycota; Sordariomycetes; Sordariales; Podosporaceae. The record is from RefSeq and is a predicted model, not a curated record. The transcript is spliced from 2 exons.
AUGCAGUUCAAGACACUUGCCCUUGCCGCUCUCGCGAGCUUGGCCUCCGCUCAAAGAACCUGGGUUGUCACCGUUGCGCAGAACGGCAGCCUCACCUUUUCCCCCGACAACAUCAAGGCCGCCCCAGGCGAGUUUGUCCAGUUCCAGUUCCUCGCUGGCAACCACACCGUCACUCAGUCCACCUUCGACAAGCCAUGCCAGCCCAUCGCCAUGCACAGCAACGCUACCGGCUUCCACUCCGGCUUCCAGCCCGUGGCCGCCUCUGCCUCGAUGGGCAUGAUCCCCACCUACACCAUCCAGAUCAACAACACCAACCCCCUCUGGCUCUACUGCGCUCAGGGCCGUCACUGCGAGAACGGCAUGUCCAUGGUCAUUAACGAGCCAGCAACCAACCCCAACCGCACCCUCGCCAACUACAAGGCCCUUGCCGCCCAGGCUCAGACCAUUCUCCCCGGCGGCAGCGCCUCGGGCGGCCAGACCGGCAGCACCGACUCCCCCACCACUCCCCCCACCGGCACCACCCCCGAUGGCGAGACCGCCCCCGGCACCGAGACCUCCGAGAGCGCCUCCCCAAGCGUCACGGCCGGUGCUGGCAUGCUCGCCGCGCCAGGAGCCUUUGUGCUCUUUGCCGCCGGUGCCGUUGCCAUGCUUCUUUAA